UGGUGGACUUUUAGGCGGCGUACUAGGUAGCGCAACUAGUGGACUUUUAGGUGGCGUACUUGGUGGUGCAACGAGUGGAGUUUUAGGCGGCGUACUUGGUGGCGCAACUAAUGGACUUUUAGGCGGCGUGCUUGGUGACGCAAGUGGCGGACCUUUAGGCGGCGUGGUUGGCGGCUUGGGUGGUGGGGAAAACAACAUCGGUGGCCAGCAAGUCUUGAAUAGAGGCUCCACCAUAUUGGGAAAUAAUAAUCAGGUUUCCAGUUUAUUGAAUGUCGAUCCUCAAGUGAAUGUAAAUGUUAAUGCCUUAAGUAGGGUUAAUCAACAAACCAGCGGCACUGGAGGUCUUUCGGGUACUGGUGGUGCUCAAUCAUCGGCGGUAGGAAGUUCUGGAAGCACUGGAGCUACCCGAGUUGCUGGCGGAAGUCAAACACUUAACAGCGGUACGGUUAUACAAGGCUCAGGCAAUGCAGUUUCCUCACUGGCCAAUGUAGCGCCUCAGGUUGGCCUCGAUAUAGAUUUACUAAAUGCUGUAACUCAAACGGGCGGCGGCGGCGGUGGUGCUGGAUUGCUUGGUGGCUUAUUGGGCGGCGGCGCUGCCAAUAACCUUGGAGGCCAUUUACCUCCAACCCCACGACCAACUCUGCCUCCUACACUUCCUCCAUUACCCCCGACACUACGUCCAACUCCACCUCUCACACUUCCUCCGACUGUACCGCCAACUCCCCCUACACUUUUACUAACUUUGCCCCUUUAUCCUCCAACUUACCCGACUGCACUAAACGUACCUUAUGCCUACCCUCCGCAACCACCAUCGCCGUCCUACUUGGCACCACCUUUACCACCACAAUUCCCUAAAGCUAACUGCUUUGAAAUUACGGAUUACGAUCUAAAUGGGAAAAAGGGUCAAUCUCGUAUAGUGUGUGUUCCACCUCCGUCCCCGCCAACACGUCGUUGUUUCCUCCGCCGUUGCAACAAAUGGUCAAAUCAAGCAGAUACCAGCUGCUGUUUUGAAAACCAUCCACAUUCGCAACCACAUGCACCAAUACCCGCACCUGCGCCAGCACCGAUUUACGAAUCGCCACAACCUGGACAGAUAGAGUCACCGAUAAAUCUAAGAUACGAUCAUUUCUACCCUUAAUGUGUUUUGUAACUCUAUUCCGUUGAAAAUAAACGCCGGUUU
Messenger RNA from Rhagoletis pomonella (apple maggot), 1180 nucleotides. RefSeq lists its product as uncharacterized. NCBI's taxonomy places the organism in Eukaryota, Metazoa, Arthropoda, Insecta, Diptera, Tephritidae. The record is from RefSeq and is a predicted model, not a curated record.